GAGGGCUGUUUCGCACAGCGUUCCGCGUUUUAGUCGCUGUUCAUUUCGCGUUUCGCUUUCGCCUUUUAGGGACACGCUCGCUUUCGCGUUUCGCGUUUUAGGGGCACCUGAGACCUUGUUGAGUUUCUUUCCAAAUUCUAGUUUCUUAACGACACAUCUUACUUUCAUUUGACACUUAGUUACCACCUUAUUCGAGAUAUAACAAAGCAAACAAAUCCAAAUGGCUGCAAAAGAAGUUUUAACGAUUCAACUUGGAGAGUUCUCCAAUGUUAUAGGUGCGCUUUGGUGGAAUAUGCAGAAUGUUCCUGCUCUAUCAGCUAAUAAAAGUGAAAUAGUUGACAAUGAAAAAGACCAAAGUGUGUUUUUCCGCCAAGGCAAAUCUGAUAAAGUAGCUGUAAAUCCAAGGCUUCUUGCAGUUGAUUUGAAAGGACCAAUGGAUUUUCCUAUUCAAAAUCAAGAAUUCAAUUUAUCACCACUGGGGAUAGUAGAUUGGAUACCUGGAGAGCAUGCAGCAUCAUUAUCUGAGGAAAUUUCUUCUAUAUCACUGGGGUCUUGUGAAUUUGAAAGCAAUGAUUUCCAUGAAUGGAAAGCCUUAUUGAACAAUAAGUUGCAUCCGAAAUCCCUCAGCACCUUGAAUAAUGUUCAAGGGGUAAAUCCUGUAGAGAAAUUUAAUCUCUUUUCUCAAGGAAUGGCAUGUGUGGAAAAAGAAGAUGAUCUUGAAUAUAUUGAAAACCAAAUUCGCUUUUUUGUUGAAGAAAGUGACUACUUUCAGGGAUUUAAUAUAUUGUUUGAUGCUGAUAAUGGUUUUGGGGGUGUUGCAUCCAAAUUACUGCAACUAAUCAAGCAAGAGUACUCAACUAAAAUGACAUUCGCAGUUCCUUUAUUUCCAGCACAUUCAACAUGUGAAAGUGCCAGAAGAGCAGAACGUUUGACUAAUUUGGGAUUAGUGGUGGAUGCACUUUUUGAAGAUUCUUCCAUGUUCAGUCCUGUUAGCUUGGAUCCUCUUUGGUGUUCAAAUAAUUCUAGAAAAUUUUCUGAACUGCAUAAUCUCAAACCAACCUCCAUUUAUCAAGCAGGAGCAGUAAUAGCCACAGCCUUAGACACAAUUUUCUUCCCUCUGCAAGCAAAAAAAGGAUCGCUUCUUUCGUUGACUGAUUUUGUUAAAAAGUUAACCAGUGAUGGUCGCAAAGCAGUUGGCAUGUCGUGUGCCAUACCCCUAUGGAAUAGAGUAUCAAAUUUGGAGUCUCUAAAUUCGGCAUUUGUUGAAGUUACAUCUGUUACACCUUGCGUUGAAACCUUCCGAGACUGUUGGACCCAACAGUUAGUUUGGCGAGGACUGCCAAAUACUUCGGAUUUUCAAUCACUAGUGGACUUUUGGUCUCGCAUCCAGUGGAAACGCACAACAACUUUUAAUUGUGUAUUCAGAACACCUAGUUCACUGGUUAAACCUUAUCCCAAAUUCUUUCUCGACUCCGCCAAAUUAGUCGAAGAUUCAUCAUGGAGUCCUUCCAAAAUAGGACCGCAUUUCUGUACUUUCGGAGGUCUUCAUAGCUCCGUAUCGUUAGGCCAUAGUCUUAAAUAUCUCCAUACCGAGUUAUCAAAAAUAGAAGGAAGAAGUCUUCAAAAGUUUUUCUCUUCGGGACUGGAGCAAGAUGACUUACUAGAAAAUCGAGAUCGCAUUAUUGGUUAUGCGGAACUUUAUGAAGAAAACUGAAAAAACUUUCUGUCACCCAUAAAUAAUAAAAAAGAUGUGAAUAAAAGGUAAUUUUCAAUCCAAAGCUACUAUAAAAUAUUUUGAUGUUAACUAUGCAUGAAAUUCUUCAACGAUAUUAACCUAAUAUAACAGCCAGCAGCGAUUCGACGGAUACAAAUCGAACAACGAUCACUAUGCGGAUAAGUUUUUUUCUCCAACGUUCAUGUCUACUGUAAAGAACGAAUUAGUACCCAAUACCCCAAUUAGUACCCCAGAAUUUGUAAUACCAAUUCAAAGUUCACUGGACUGACCUUGAUAAAAUACAUUGGCGUUCGAAAGCUA
Daphnia magna is the source of this 2035-nucleotide messenger RNA. RefSeq names its product protein misato homolog 1 (gene mst). The record is from RefSeq and is a predicted model, not a curated record. The transcript is spliced from 10 exons. Gene Ontology annotation, biological process: mitochondrion distribution. Bases 221 to 1714 code for a protein of 497 amino acids. Gene Ontology annotation, cellular component: cytoplasm. NCBI's taxonomy places the organism in Eukaryota, Metazoa, Arthropoda, Branchiopoda, Diplostraca, Daphniidae.